AUGACGAUCACGUGCCUAUUGCUUGAAACUUAAUGUCCUGAAAAUACAAUAAUGUGUCAACCGACGAUGUCUUCUUUAAGAAUAGCGUUGUAUACCGUCAAAUGUUAGACAGAUUAAUAUAACUUGUAUAGCAUUUGCACAUUGUUACAGUUGUAUUGAUACAUAAAACUUUAAAGGAAUAUUGUUUCAAUCCUAUUUGAAGGAUGGGUUUUGAUUUAAAAUUUUCGCUCCUUGUUAUGGGGGUAGUGAUCUUCUUUUAUGCGACAUCGGGGAAAACCCAGGAGCUUAUUCCACCCUCGGGUGAUCGCUUUGAUGAAUACCGGAUAUCCGGCUCUAUAUACGUACUGCACGUACAGGAGAUACCGGACUCGUUGACUCGGACUUAAAUGAGCCGCAGUCAGUAAAACUAGGGUUAAUGCAUGAGCUUUACAUGUUGUCCCAGAUAACUAUGGGCAGUCCGCAUAGGUUAAUGAGGGACAACCAUUUCCGAUCUAUGGAGUUUUUAGUUUAAAGGUUCAAAAAGAAAAUCAAGUAUAAGCGGAAAUUGUCGCCCUCGUUAGCCUGUUCGAGCUGGAAACUAAUCUGCGACUACACUUAACGCACAUGAAUUAAAAAAUUAAAUAAACCUGACAUGUAUUUCAUGUCACCCGAUAAGCAUUGUGCGGGAUGCCGAGGCCGUGCACCACCUUCCACAUGAGCCGGUACAUCACUCCAACAAUGUCACCAUCGCUCAAGACCUUCUGGAUGGUAGUGGCAUACAUCAGCGAACAAAACGCACACUUGCUGUUGGUCGUGGACGAACAUGAAGCGGAAACAACUGCGGACACAGACCUCGCGCUUGCCUCCCUCCGAGUAAGCGCCAUCAGGGUUGACGUCAUACAACUAUCGGUUACACCAGGCAAGGUCAUAACCGGCGGACGAUACCGGCGUCAAUCAUCCAUCAACUUCUACCAACUGCUCGCCAAUGUAUCAGGAGGAUCCAUGAUUACCACAGACAAGUACAACAUCGGGAGCGCUGUCAACAUCAUCACUCAAACCUUACAAACAACUCGAGUGGAUUUAAUGCGGCUUUCCUACAACGGUGCACCAGGGUCAACUUUCAUGGUUUUUGUUGAUGAUACCAUAACGCAGUUGAUCAUACGAGUUCAUGUGGAGAGGGCACAACCUGUUGUCAUUGCACAGAUGCCAUCAGGUGUGCCAUCUUCUUCAAGGCCCACAGUUAUCGGCUCUCCGGCCGCAGGAUCGGUUGUAUCUCUUCUAGAAAUCAACAUUACACAGGCAUCCGAUUACGGUAUUUGGAAAAUUAUGAAAAUGAACGGCAACAUUUGGGACGUCGCAAUUCAGGCUUCAAGUCCGGUGGAUUUCACUCACACAUUUGUAGAGCCUGGGCCGGGGGGUGACGGGGAAUAUGAAAUAAACGGAAUACCAAACUCCGGGGCAACGUACAAAAUGGUUGUUGAUGUACCUGAAUACGCAAAGGUUUUCAAGGUCCAAGCAGGUCUACUAAUGACUAGAGACAGCAUAAGGCCUAAAGCGUUUGGACUGUUGCCAAAUGUUGGCGGAAAAAGAGGAAAUCUAUUUUCACCGCCAAUAUUACCAUUCCCGAUGAGCCGUUUAUGGUUUCAGUACACGGAAAUGACAAUUCAUAUCCAACACAUACAUUUCGAAGACUGGACCCAAAUCUUAUUACACCCGUGACAUUACGAUUGUUCAUACAUCCGCUUACAGGACUGACUUUAUGGGCCAACGAAACGAUAGACAUUCCAUUCACGGAACAGAACGCUGGUGCCGUUGACCAGCAUAUCGACGUAAGAAUUGAAGACGACCAGAACUUUGCUUUGGAGCCGAAAAUUCACAGCUUUAAUAUAAAGGCUGGUUUGAACGAGACCGGACAUUUUACCAUAAAAAGGCGGACCAGAAGGUGGUUUAACAACCACUGUUACUAUCAACGCCAAGCCUGUUGUGAUGGGUUCAACAUCUUUCCAGUCUGGACAAUAUGACAUUCUCAGAUUUACAGUAAUGGAACACGCAACAACAACGUCCAAAUCAAUAACCGCAUCGAAGUCAACAACUUUAACUUCUUCGUCAUCCACGACCCCUCCAUAUGUGUCUACAUCUGACCUUUUAACGUUGUCAUCGCAAUUAACACAAUCAACAAAGACCCCAGUGGGCACGCCAAAAUCGGGCGGUACACAAUCUUCAUCCGAGGCAUCAACUGUUGUGUCAGGCCCGCCACAAUCUGGCACAACACAAGCUCCGUCAGGAACGCCACACUCGGGUACAACUCAGACCACAUCAACCACAAUUGGACGCUGGUAUGGGCGUCGGAGCAGCGAUGGGUGCGUGAUGACCUUGGUGAAAACUCUUGUUUUCCAGAGUUCUAACUUGCUGUGAAGUUGUGAUACAUUGCUGGCAAAAACUAAGAUCAGUGGCAGUCUUAUGUUUAUGUUGCAAUAUGUUUUAUUAUUGACCAAUCAGUGUUGAUCAAUGAAGUUUUUUAUUUAGCAAAUGUAAACCAUUGUUGUUUAUAAAACCAAUUUUACGUCGCAUACACAAGGUUUAUUUAUAUAAUACACCAACAAUUCUAAAAAAGUAAAAAAUGUCGCUUACAAAACUAAACGACAAACAACGCUUAAACUUCGAAAACUUUGAAUUUUAUGUUUCGAUCAUCUGAUUUAGGUUGAAACGGAACACAGUUAUGCUUCAAAAUUUUCUAUUAAUCUAAGAUCGCUUGUUAUGUUUUCAUAACAAUCGAAUUGUGCUUUGUCCUUUUCCCAUGGAAAGCAAUUCCUAACACUUACUACAAACAAUCUUACCCAAUUGUAUCAGCUAAUGGUAAUUACAUUUAACAAUAGAUUAUUGGGUAUGUGAAUUAUAACAUUAUCAGUAUGUUAUAAAUUUGUCACCUAUGUUUAUAGUUGCAGUAAAAAUUGUGUUUUUCCCCCAAAAGAUUACCUAAUUUCGGAAUGAAAUGAUGAAACAUGCAUUAUAAUUAAAUAAAAUUUAAAGUCGCAUAAAAAUUUACAACAACUAAUACCUUAUAUAAGGAUUAUGCACAAACUUCAUGGGUCCACUGUGACCGUGACCUUGAAUGGACCGACAUGGUUGUUUCACGUUGCAUGUCCAGAUAAUAUUAUUAUUUCUAUCAAAGUUUUCCGAAAUCACGUGAUGUGCCGUUGAGGUAUUUGUGAUCAAGGGAACAUGCACAGACGCCAUAUGUAUACUGUGACAAUGAACUGAAAUAAAACAACAUGGUCUUUGCACUUUG
Dreissena polymorpha is the source of this 3268-nucleotide messenger RNA. RefSeq lists its product as uncharacterized. NCBI's taxonomy places the organism in Eukaryota, Metazoa, Mollusca, Bivalvia, Myida, Dreissenidae. The transcript has 12 exons. The record is from RefSeq and is a predicted model, not a curated record. Bases 667 to 1698 code for a protein of 343 amino acids.